This is a messenger RNA of Staurois parvus, 1173 nucleotides long. Lineage: Eukaryota; Metazoa; Chordata; Amphibia; Anura; Ranidae. The record is from the annotation of a GenBank genome assembly.
AGUAAAUUUGCAAAGAGUAGAGGAAGAGCUGCCAAGAAAAAGGCUUCUCUUCAACAAAGUCAAGAUGGGAGUGGUGAUAGCCCAGGGUCACAAUUCCCCAAGUGGCCUGGUAGCCCUAGUUCCCACAGCAAUGAUGACUUUGAUGCAUGGAACACAUUUCGGCCAAGGACAAGUUCCAAUGCAAGUUCAAUUAUGCCUGAGGAGGAUGACCUUGGAGAUCCUGAUGUACAUAACCUGGUGUAUCCUCCUUCUACCACCAAGUUGGCAUCAACUUUGCCAAGCCUGUCAGAGAUUGGAAACUCUGAAAACAUGGAGAAUCUUUUAGAUAACUUGAACCUCUUGUCUCCUAACGCCUCAAUGACUGUUUCAACACAGUCCUCACCGGCCUCAAUCAUGCAGCAGCAGUCUGGUUAUUUAUUUACAUCUCCCAACAACAGUAUGGGAUCUCCUGACCCUGAGUACAGGAAAUAUAGUUAUGCUCAAGCUAGCAUGAACUCACUCUCACAAAUGCCUAUGCAAAGUGUUCCGGACAGUAAACCAGGUUAUAGGCCUGUAGGCCCAUAUAAUGUUCCAGCUGGACUUUUGAAGGAACUGCUUACAGCAGAUUCUCCACCACAUAAUGAUUUACUAGCCCCCUCAGAAUCUGCUGUCUCACAGGCUAGCAGUAGAGUUUUGAGUCAGAACGUGCUGAUGGGAUCUAAUUCUGGAAUGCCAGCCUAUGGCACUCAGCCUCCCCAUAACAAAAUAAACAGCAUUGCCCACACACAUCAACCACAUAAUCAGCAAACGUCUAUCAAUGGUCGUGCCUUGCCCCAAACUGGGAGUACCAUGACGCACAGUGCUGGCAUUAAUCGCCUGUCGACAGUGAAAAGUUCAUUACAAGUGCCUAUGACUCAACCCCAUCCAAUGACAACCAUGAGUCCUUACCCUUCAAAUAGCUGCAAUGGCUUUGGAAGAGUUGGUAUUGUCUCUCUCCACCAGGAGAUGCUGCCUAGUGACUUGGAUGACAUGUUGAUUGAAAGCUUGGAAUGUGAUUUGGAGUCUAUGGAAUCUAUUAUCCGGAAUGACCUCAUGGAGGAUGGAGGAGCAGAUUUUAACUUUGAUAGUGUAUUGCCUAACCAAAGCUUUCCUCACAGUGUCACAACCACCACACACAGCUGGGUAUCUGGUUAA